Dicentrarchus labrax (European seabass) is the source of this 4294-nucleotide messenger RNA. Its product is annotated as phosphoinositide 3-kinase regulatory subunit 6. Gene Ontology annotation, cellular component: phosphatidylinositol 3-kinase complex, class IB. Bases 196 to 2637 code for a protein of 813 amino acids. NCBI's taxonomy places the organism in Eukaryota, Metazoa, Chordata, Actinopteri, Moronidae. The transcript is spliced from 21 exons. The record is from RefSeq and is a predicted model, not a curated record. Gene Ontology annotation, molecular function: 1-phosphatidylinositol-3-kinase regulator activity. Gene Ontology annotation, biological process: G protein-coupled receptor signaling pathway; positive regulation of MAP kinase activity.
CGUUCAGCAAUGAAUCGCUGUUCUCGCUUGACUGUGACUCGCUCUCCCUUGCUCUCUCUCUCUCUCUUUCUGUCUGUGUCACACACUUGUUAGUUUCAGUACAGAGUGCGUUGUGUGUGGAUGUGAAAGAUCUGCAGUUAUGUUUGGUCCGUGCCUGUACAGAACAGGUUGAUAGACCCACAAUGCAUGUGAGACAUGACCAACAAGGCCCCCUGGGAUAACUCAAACAGUAUGUGCAGCAUGGAGCCAACAGUCUUAAAACACCCCACCACUCAACUUCCUCACUCAGCUGGCUGCUCCCCCACAGUUCCAGAGCCAGAGCUCUACCGCAGCAUCCAGGCUGUGCUGCCCAGGGAAACGGACAAGCAGCAGUCCCCGGACUGUUUCAACAAAGGCAUGCUGAGAUGGACGCUUCAUAAGAAGGUUCAAAACAAUCCUGCCAACAGCUUAUCUCUGGUGUGGGUGCUGAUAAAGGAGCUGGAGAAGGCUGAGAGAUGGGACUCUCGCAAAUCCAUCAUCCCUCUGCUCCACACGCUUAUGUAUGCCAUCAUUCAGGCAGCCUACAUUCCAGAUGAGCUGUACAAGCGGGUUUAUGAUUUUUGUAAGAGACUCCUGACCUACCCUCAUCCCUACUGCACUGUAGGCCUCAGCUACACAAGACAGAUAAAAACUGAACGCUCCAUUCCAGGUCUGAUGUACCAGAGGAUGCUCACAGCAGAGCAGAGACUAAAAAAUGAGCACUAUCCCUUUCAGGAGAGGGUCUUCGUUCUGGCUGACCCAGAAGUCUUCUCUGGUCCUUUGGGACAAGUCCUGUUGGCUGACAUUGAGGCGCCUGCUUCAGCUUCAGGUGGCCCUCUAGGUCCUUUUGAUCACAUGCGCAGUGUGGUCCAACACUCCAUCCAGGCUGCUUUAGGAGCAGAGCAGUGCCAUGGGCAGAAACUGGCUCAGGCCCUAAAGGACAUGGGUCAAGACGUUGAGACGUACUUUCAGGAAGUGCUGGCGACUCUAGAGCAGAGUGCGGAGGAGGGCGGCAGAGGGGAGGGGGGAGCGCUGAGGAGUCGUUUUCAGCAGCUGUACAACGAGAUCGUCAGCAACACUUACUCAGCAGAGCCAUUGUCGAGUGGACCACUGUGUGACUGCCCUCUUCCUAACCCAGAGAUGAGCUUCCACCUGUGGACGGAGGAUCUGGAUAUCUGGCGAGAGCUGGGCAACUGGUUUCGAUCCAGCUCCAUGUCGGAGCAGUUCUCCCUCAGCCAGGAGCAGGAAGACUUUGAGCUGGGUGAGUCGCCCAGCGACCUGAUGCCAUCUGACAUGACUCGCUUCUCCGUCAUGUCCAAUGACAGCGGCAUCGAAAGAGACCUGCCCCCCAGUGCUGAUCCCUUCCCAUUGUCAUCUCUGGACACUGCCAGCAUGAGUGCAUCAUGGGAACAAUGCAAAAGUGAGCCGGAUCCAUCGAAGCUGUUACGGCGGGGAUGUAUCAAGGUGAAACCCUCUGUGAAUAUGGUGCUGAUGCAGGACACCCUGGAGGACCACGCAAGCCUCGCGGGAGCAGGAGGGAAUGGAGGGAGGGGAGGAAGAAGAGGGGCAACUCUGCAGAGGCGGGCAGGAAGCAGCGCAAUGCAGAACCCCUUCCCCAAGCAGCAGAGACACUUUACUGCCAGGAUAGUCGCCAUGGGGGAUGACAGGGUACUGGGCCGCCUGGCCAAAACCUACUACUUCUUCAGGAAAAGGGAAGCGCGGAGGCUUUUUCUUACAAUGAAAGUCAACCUCCAGUUUUACUACAUCCCUGUUUGCAGGGCAACAACUCCCAUCUCCCCUGUCAAGGAAAACUUCCAUCAGGCCAAGGGGAAUCCCUGCGCUCUUGGUUCCUACUUGAGCAUGGUGGACCCAUGGUACAACUCUAACAUCAGAAGUUUAGGCUGCAUGCUCCCCAAACUGGCUGAGAUGCAAAAGGCCAAAUUAGGAAGGCCAAAAGACCCCUUUGUGUCUGAUGUCAUUUCCUACUAUGUUCGCACCGGCCAGCAGCCCGUCUACUUCACCAUAUACUUCGUUAAGCUCACAUUCACCAGCCCGACAAAGGAGCCUGUGGAAGAUGUGUUUCUUACCAAUCUAGAAAUGGAGUUCCCUGAGUUCAGACAGAUUUCAGCGUCAAUUAGAGAUAAACAGAAGAAGAGCUCAGGGGAGGUAUGCGGAGCUGUUGUCUCAAUGAAUUACAGAAAAGUGACAUUAAGUGGCCGAGACAUUGACAAGGGAAUCUCAGUCAGGACGUCAGGCGCUCAGAUCAACGCUAUUCCCUCCAAUGAAGCAGAAGAUCUGAACUGUUUGACACUGACAUUAAAUGAAUCUCCAACAAAAGCUAAAAACAACAUUAUGGAGUCAAAGAUACGGACCAGCAACAUUAAGAUUCGCACUUUGGAGAGUCGAUCUUUCACUGUUACACUAGACAGAGAUUGUCGCAGGACCUACAGAAAUGUGCAGAGCAUCGAGAUCUCCCCGUGUCUUGAUCCAGGAUACUGCGUCCAGAAAAACAUAAGGUCCAAAUUCAAGUUGGGAGAGGACAAAGAAGCUGGACUGAGCAAAUACAUGAACAAAGGACUUCCUCUACCCAUCAACACAUUUGCUGGCAUCAUCAGCUGAUGUGAUGGAGUAAGAAAAUUAAGACCAUCCACGCUGAGGUUUAGAUGGCGGAAGAGUUGCUGCUUCUCAGAAAACAGAAGUCCCGUCUGACAUAAGAAAAGAUAAAAGGAAUCACCUUUGAGUCAUACUGAGCUGCUCCUGAAACCACAUUGUUUCAGUUCUGUUGGUCAUGACUGACUGCCAUGUAUGAAAAAGACUUCAAAUCAAAAGCAACUUGAUGCCAGUUGCAACACAUACAGUGCAAGUGUGACUUCUUGCAGUCAGUGGAACAACCAGAUGGCUUCUAUUACAGUAACAGGGACAACAUGUUAUUACACUGUAGGGUAUGGUUGAACUCCUAACAAUGUUUCACUUUUCAUGAGUGAAGUAAGAAUGUCAGUAAAUAUAACCAGAUUUGAAUAAUGCCAAAGAACAAUGUUGCCUGUGACACUGGAGUGACUGGCAGGGAAGAACAAGUAAGCAUGGGAUAUACCUUUAAAUAUACAUUAAAGAUUACUGACAUUUGGAUCACUAAUCAUAAAUACUUAACAGGCAAUCUGGAAAAUCUGAUAUGAAGGGUUGACUGUCUGUAACAGUUAUUGGACUUCAUAGACACACUACCUUUUUACUGCCUCCUUGACGCAUGCACACACACACACACACACACACACACACACACACACACACACACACAGUAGACAAAAAAAUGCAGACAUACUGACUCCCCUUGACAGUCAGUUAUUGGAGCGUGCAGAUUGUUGAAAGACUGGUACGAUGACUGCUGGAGUUUACUGUCACCUUUGUUUUAGCUGAAAAAUUCAAAUAACUUGUUAUUCCCGUACCUGUUUCAUAAUUUAAUCUGUUCUAGUUUCUAGAACCCCACUAUGUUCAGUGCAGAGGCUAGAGCCACAUUCAAGGUCAGGAAUUACUACAAAACAGAAGAAACGUUUGUUUUACUGUAUUAGACGUACACAUGCACAGACCAAGCUACAUAUAAAUCAACUAUAGCUUCAGACCGCUGACUUUGUUCUUGGUGCCAUUGUCUAUUUACUAGACAUGCAAGACUGUGUGUUGUAUGCUUGAUAAUAUACUGAUCAAGACAAAGAGCUAAACUUGGGGACACUCAAAAGUGAAACCUGCACAUGUUCAACUCUAUCAGCCUUGAGGUGUGAAAAUCCCCUCUGAAGCUGUUGUUUGUUUCAGUUAGAAUAGAUAAACUGCAUCUAUUUGCACUAAAACUGCUGGAUUUUUUCAAAAUAAUUUCCUUGUGGGAGUGGAGCAACUGUUUGUAAAGCAUGUAAUAUGACUUAUGACUACAUGUGUAAUUAUGUUAUCGCUUUACAAGUUAUAUGUAUGUUUAUAUAUAUAAUACAUUUAUAAUAUACAUAUUAUUAGACUACACAUCUCAAGAACAGCUCAGGAUCCUAUUUCUGAUGCACUCCCACAGGUAUGGCAGUUAAGGUCAACAGCCUCAGGAACUGGAAGUGAGGCUUUACUGGGUGCACAGCAUAACGUGUGUUUGUGUGUGUGUGUCUGUGUCUGUGGCUGGCAGGGUAAAAAUCAUGAGUUUUGAAAUUCAUGAUAAAUUUUGCACAUUACUUUCAUCUCGUGUUAUAUAAAGACGAUGCCAUUCAAAGCAAAAUGCAAUUCUGUAAAUAAAUGAUUUUGUUUUGUAAAA